Chanos chanos (milkfish) is the source of this 1445-nucleotide messenger RNA. It is a transcript of the gene plekhb2, whose product is annotated as pleckstrin homology domain containing, family B (evectins) member 2. Lineage: Eukaryota; Metazoa; Chordata; Actinopteri; Gonorynchiformes; Chanidae. Gene Ontology annotation, biological process: regulation of cell differentiation. The record is from RefSeq and is a predicted model, not a curated record. Bases 150 to 800 code for a protein of 216 amino acids. Gene Ontology annotation, cellular component: membrane. The transcript is spliced from 8 exons.
AGGCUUUCACUUUGGCGAAACGAGGGCGUUGGUACCAGGUACCAAACUGAUGAAAAAACGUAGUCGCUUUCUUGAGUCCUGACAAGACACUGAAGGACCUUCUCUUUGCGGAUCUACCGAAGAUAUUUAAGGAGAGCACUUCUUAAGUAAUGGCUUUUGUGAAGAGUGGUUGGCUCUACAGACAGAGCACAAUUUUGCGUCGAUGGAAGAGGAACUGGUUUGUCCUGUGGUCGGAUGGCUCCCUGAUGUUCUACAACGAUCAGCAAUGUCGUGACAUGGAAGAUAAGAUUCACAUGAAGGUGGACUGCAUCAAUAUCCGGACAGCUACCGCAUGUCAGGAGCUGACCCCACCAGAUGGCAAAAGCCGAGACGCGCUGCUGCAGAUUGUGUGUCGGAACGGACAGGUCAUCAGCAUCUGUGCAGACAGCGCGGACGAUGCCCUUGCCUGGACAAUUGCCCUCCAGGAUGCAAGAACCAACAGCAUUGGCUUUACAGAGGAGGUUGUUGCCUCUGCUCCUCCGGCUUACUCUGAAUUGGCCCCGUCUCCUCAGGUUUACUAUCCAGACCAAUAUGGAGGCUAUGUUCCUUACCCACCUGUCACACAAAUGGUAUACUCUGCAGAUGGACAGCAGCAUAUGGUGGCAUACCCUUCUCAAUACCAAGGACCUUACCCUCCACCCUAUGUGAACCAUGUCAUCGUUCAGCGUCGUCAUAGUGAUGACAGGGGGGACGUGGCUCUGGGAAUGCUUGCUGGAGCUGCCACAGGACUGGCUCUCGGUUCCCUCUUCUCCGUGUUUUAGUAUCCCGAUGGUAACUGCUCCCAAACUCCUCUUUGAAGUUAUCUUGCAUUGUUCUGGCAGAACAUGCAAUGCAGCUCUAACAUUUCAGCAAACUUGCUAGCCAUGAUUAGCUACAUGAUCCAUUGAAUUAGCUGGGCUGGGGGACUUGCUCUUGAUCUAUUUAUUAAUUAUUCACCAUCUGUCUUUGUACCAAGCCCUCCCUUUACAAAGCCUCAAUGUAGCUCUUCCUAUAUGGAGCGAUAGUAUGCACUUUGUUUCACUUAGGAGAUGACUCUGGGAUUAACUCUUCCCAAGAUUAUGGCCAGUAAUAUUAUUUAUUAUUAUAUAUAUUUUAAUGUAUUUUAUAUGGUAUAUUAUUAUAUGGCCUUCUGAAUGUGGUUCCAGCUACCUGCUGACACAGCCAUGUCAGCAUUGAAACUGAAGGUAUAGGCCGUAAUACAUUCAGUACACUGCUUUCCAUGCAUGUGAAAAGCAUUAAGGUCAAAUGUGCACUUACAGAAAAGGGUAUGUAAAGCACAGUGUCACUUCAGUCGGGUGGAAGACAAUGGAACAGAAAGAAGUUAUGAGCUGGUCAGAUGCAUUUCUAAUGCUCCUCAGAAUAUUUUUAAUGUGAUUAAUACAUGUGAUUAGAGUAACGACAAAAUA